Molecule: messenger RNA, 1458 nt
Organism: Alternaria alternata
Lineage: Eukaryota; Fungi; Ascomycota; Dothideomycetes; Pleosporales; Pleosporaceae
Exons: 3
Coding region: 394-1383 (329 amino acids)
Source: RefSeq, a predicted model, not a curated record
CUUCUACAAAGUCUUUCCCACAAUUCUUUUCAUCUCAUUUUCAUGCUUUCAUGUUUCAUCGGUAUCAAUCAUAUCGUAUGCUUUCCACCAGAAUUCAGACUUUACCAAUCGUGUCAGGUUCUCAAGAUUUGGUCAUCUGACCAUAGAGAGAAAAACAACUCGCGGUCACUUCCAUCUCUUCGUUUGCUAUGAGCAGAAUUGCGCCGCGCGGCUGGUCUGUGCAACUUUCAUUCUCGUUGCCACGGUCACUUACCUUUCCGAUUCUGAUUUCGAAUUAUUCCUCUUGUUGAUAUUCGAGUUUGUUUGUCUCGCAACCACCAUUGACCGCAUGCAAUCUACUUCGGUGGUUUCCCAUUACACUUGCUUGUUCACCGUCCAUAGCCAAACGCCGCCAUGUGUAUCAUGUUCUUCAUAUCCCACUACGACGGCCCACGAGAGCACUUCCUUUGCCAGUACCACUGCGCACAUACCGACUGUCCCGGAACCUUUGGGGCACAUCAAAAGUAUCUACUUGAAGAGAGCCGCUUGGACUGCUCAGAGUGUUUGGCCAAAGAUGGCAAUCAGGUGGAUCCAGAUAUAGUUCCGGUACAGUACUAUCCUUCCACUCCCCAUUUUGAGAUUGAGUACGUGGAGGGGAAGGGUUGGGUCAAAGUCUGUGAGCAAGAUGGCGUGGAGGGUGCAGGGGGGACUAAAGUGCAGGAGGGUGAGGAGGAUGAUGAUCAAGAUGACGGCCGCUACGCCCACAGCUUCGCAAGUCUCUCGGACUGCGACAGCGUCACUUCGCACUGGCGUCUGGAUCCAACCUUCGCAUCGCCUACUCGCCCAACCGCUGCAGCCACCAAGGGCAAGUCGCCCGCUCCGCCCUACCAGGGGCUGUCAACAAUGGAAGAGGCGUAUGAGACGCGCUCUCCACAUGAGCCGCCACACGAAAUGACCAAGGUAUGUGAGGUUUCUUAUGAGAGCGUAUCCCCUGGAGAAGAGCCAAGCCAAACGAUCCUCCAAGAAUCGCCAUUUGGCGACUCUCCCAACACUAUCGAGCACCGAAAUCUUGUCAAUCGACAGCUCGCGACACUCGAGCACCGGAUGGCCCACCGUCAGCCUCAGCGCGAUCUCAGCCAGCCCACGUUCAACGUCCCGCGCCCACAGUACCCGAAUCACUUUCGUCAAGCUGUCAGGCAUGGACUUGUUGUCAGCAACCCGCCGGGUCAUGCUGCUCCGCCUCCCGUUACUCCACGACCACCUCCAGGAGUACUACCAGGAAGACCAGAUUACGAGAAUGGAUUACAUUACAUGGUUUCCACAUCAAUCACGAAUGGGGUACCGGAUUCUCGAUGGGGCCCAGUUCCGGGACCCGGCGAGAUGAUGGAUUUCUCUCUUUUCUAGGGAAAGCCUACUCAGGCUGUUCGUAAGCGUCACAAGCCGCGUAAUAAAGAGGAACGGAUGAGACGAAGAAACGAG